AUGAGAUCCGUAAAGGAGUUGCAAAAACACUUUUCAAAACAUCUCUUCCUAACAAAUACAGCAAUAAGCGUGGCACAAAUAGGAACGGCCGAUGUGCUGCAGCAAUUAUUUCAAGGAGAUGUUCAAAAGAAAGGAUGGGACUACCACCGAACAGCUAGAAUGGCAGCUAUUGGUUUUGUGAUCGGACCUAUGCUUCAUGGUUUUUAUCGCAUCUUGGACACAAGGGCAUUUCGAGGGAGUCGACGUACUAUUGUCUUGAAGAAGCUCUGCUGUGAUGCUGCUUGUAUGCCAAUUUUCUCCUGCACAUUUAUGACAGUGGGUGGGCUUCUUGAAGGAUCUUCACUAUCGUCUGCCUUUUCUGAAUAUAAGAGGAAAAUGUGGCAUAUUUUUAAGAUUGACAUAUCAAUUUGGCCUCCAGCGCAACUGAUCUCAUUUUGGUUCUUGCCACAUUCGGUUCGCGUCGUUUACGUGAACAUUGUCUCUCUCGUUUAUAAUUGUAUUAUGUCUUAUAUCAAAAACAAUGAUUUAUCAGUGAUAAAACGUAGUAUAUGA
Messenger RNA from Cylicocyclus nassatus, 552 nucleotides. Lineage: Eukaryota; Metazoa; Nematoda; Chromadorea; Rhabditida; Strongylidae. The record is from the annotation of a GenBank genome assembly.